Molecule: messenger RNA, 3258 nt
Organism: Xenia sp. Carnegie-2017
Lineage: Eukaryota; Metazoa; Cnidaria; Anthozoa; Malacalcyonacea; Xeniidae
Product: coronin-7-like
Exons: 29
Coding region: 194-2965 (923 amino acids)
Molecular function (GO): protein binding
Source: RefSeq, a predicted model, not a curated record
UUUACAAUGAGGGGGUGUGAGGAUAUGAGUUUGAAAAUCUUGGUGCAGGAAGUGACAGCUAUGGCUGUUUCUAUCGUAUAAACGUCUAUUCCUUUCAAAGACUUCAUUUUUGGAACGCUGGAUACAGGAUUCUGACUAUUUCUUUCCAAAUAAUUCACCCAUUCCUGUUGUUUAAGUGUUUUCUUUAUUAAAUAUGAGUCGCUUCAAAACAUGGAAAUACAAGAAUGCGACACCAAGGAUUCCUGAUGCAAAAGAAUGUAUUAAGGGCUUUGAUGUUGGUGAUGUAGACUCCGGUGGAAAUCAUAUAAAAGCAAAUAAUACCUUUUUAGCUUUCAACACAAAUGGUGGUCACAUAUCUUUGUUGCCAUAUCUUGAGGAAAAUCUGUCUUCUCCACUUUCUUUAUCAGCACACUCCGAUUUAGUAAAUGACUUUGCUUUUUCAUCAUAUGAUGACAAUAUUCUGGCAACCUGUUCUAAAGAUUUCCUAAUAAAAAUUUGGAAUAUUUCUGAUGACGAUAAAUGGAGAGAUGUGGGCAAUGUGCUUACGUUAAGUAAACAUCAGAAAUCUGUUGAGGCUGUUUUAUUCAAUCCGGCUGCAGAAAAUGUUUUGGCUUCAGGUGCUGGAAAUGAAAUAAAAAUCUGGGAUAUUACAUUGGGCAAAGAUAACUAUAGUAGUAAUGAUCAUGGUGAUGUUGUUCAGAGUAUAUCAUGGAAAGAAAAUGGUAGCCUUCUUGCUACUGCUAGCAAAGAUAAAAAGAUUAGAAUAUUUGAUCCACGUGCCUCAGGUUUAGUUCAAGAGGGGGUGGUUACAGAUGGUGGAAAAGAGUGUCAGGUGCAAUGGGUUGGCGAUGAAGAAAAAGUUUUGUCUACAGGAGUUAGUAAGUCAAGAAAACAAGAAGUUAAACUAUGGGAUACAAGAAAUUUGUCAACCAAACUUAAAGACUAUUCUCUUGGAUCUUCUUCAGGAACACCAAUGAUGUUUUAUGAUCAUGAUACAAAUAUACUCUUACUUGCUACAAAGGGUGAAACAAGUGUACAUUUGAUUGAAGUAAAAAGUGAUACACCAUACUUAAACCCAGUUUCCACCAAUCGCGUAACGGAACAAAUAAAGGGAGCUACAUUGAUACCAAAACUUGCAUUGAACGUGAUGUCUUGUGAAGUGUUGCGUCUUAUGGUUUUAACAAAGUCUUCUAUUGUGCCAUUAAGUUAUCAAGUGCCCAGAAAGUCGCAUCGAGAAUUUCAUGCAGAUCUAUUUCCUGAUACCUACAGUUGGGACCCAGCCAUGACAUCAGAGGAAUGGUUCAAUGGAGAAAAUAAAGAGCGGUUAAAAGUUAGCCUAAAUCCCUCAAAAAGGCCAGUGCGAAGUAAGAAGACACGAGCAGUAAACAUUUCUUCGACUGUUGACUCUGGUAAAGAGACAGAAAUAAAUCCUAAGGUGAAAGAUGAUCAAAAAACACUUAUCUCUGAACCUAAAGAAGCAUCGCCGCCCUUUUUAACUUCGAAUUCCAAGACAAUUGAAAAUGAGAUUGUCACCAAGAAAGCUGUCACAUACACAAAAUCAGCUCAUAAAAUAUUUUCAAGUAUACAUCAUUCAAAGUUUCGACAUCUCCAUGGUUCAGCUGUUCAUCGCAGUAAAUAUAUUGAAAAUGUCAGAAAUCUCAAUACAUCAACGCUUAACGAAUGUGAUGGUUUUCAAUGCAACUCAAAACGUGCUGCAUUACCUAUUGAAGGACCUGGAGGGAAAAUUGCAAUUGUAGAGCUAAACAAAACAGGUCGUCUUCCUGAAACCGGUAUUCCAGUCAUAGAAAACAAAUGUCCUGUCAUGGACUUCGUUAUGAAUCCAUUUGAUGAAGAAACUAUAGCUGUAGCUUGUGAUAACGGAAGUAUAAAGCUUUGGAAAACCGAUAAAGAAGGAUUGAAAGAAACGAUUGACGAGCCCAACCUGGUGCUUAAAGGACACAGAGAUCGUCCAACAAUUGUGAGAUAUCAUCCUUGUGCCGAAAAUAUUCUUACUUCAGCGGGUUAUGAUCUUUCUGUUAAUAUAUGGGAUGUAAACAGGGGAAGUGUUGCCCUCUCUUUAGGUGGACAUCUGGAGCCAUUGUUUAGUUUAGCAUGGAAAAGUACGGGUAAUCAACUGGCAACUUUUUGUCGAGAUCAGAACAUCAGAAUAUUUGAUCCAAGAGCAAGCAUUUCAGCUCAGAGAUUUGGACCAGGUCCUGCAGGAGGUCGUGGUGGACGAGUCACGUGGGCAGGCCCUUAUGGUGAUUGGCUUCUUGUCACUGGAUUUGAUAGGUCAAAACGUAGGCAAAUAUCUCUCUAUGAUUCACGUGAUUUAAUGAAAGAACUUGGUAGAGUAGAGCUUGAUGUUACUCCUUCGACGCUGAUCCCAUAUUUCGAUGAAGAUACUGGAGUCUGUCUCCUUACGUCGAAGGGUGACGCAAAUAUUUUCGCGUUCGAGAUCAUAUCUCAACCUCCUCAUCUUUUUGAAUUGUCUCACAUCAAAUUAUCCGAAGCUCAUCAAGCUAUUGCUUUCUGUAACAAAACGGCAUGCGACGUGAAGGAAGUUGAGUUUCUCAAAGCUUUUCGUCUAACGAAGACUUACAUUGAACCCUUUGUAAUAUCGGUGCCUAGAGUUCAGAAACAAUAUUUCCAAGAUGAUAUAUUUCCGGACACUCCAGUCACGUGGGAGUCAUGCAUAAGCACAUCUGAUUGGUUGAGUGGCAAGAACAACCAGCAUCGUAAGAUCAGUUUGCGACCAAGUGGCAUGAAGUUAUUAAGUGAGGCACCCAAAAUUGAUGUCGUAAAGAAAUAUGAAAGUCGUGUUGAAUUGGAUGAAUAUAAGUCUGAUGAGAGAAAAAAAGAGGAGUUACUCAGUGCAAUGUCAGCGAAACUCACAGAUUAUGAGAACGCACCGUUACCGCAAGACUUAAGUGAAGGAGUCGAUGAGAGUGAAUGGGAUGAUUGAUUUCUGUCAAAAAUUCAUCAAAUCAACUGGCUAGUCAAUUUUUCGUCAAUGAAUACGGACAUUUAUUGAUAAUUAAUUGAUUCUAUUUAAAAUGUUUUCAAGUAAUUUGGUAAAGUUUUUAACUUUCACAGGAAAAUGAAAUAGCAUGUACGUAUCAAACGUUAAACUCGAUUUUCAAUUUCCACAAAUUUGACAAUUGGUUAGGUCUACGAACAUUUUCCAUUUCUACUGUUUUUAUCAUUCAUAAUUAUUAGCAAAUAAAAUCAUAGUUGGUGAUAAAACCAUAAAAAUAA